AUGGCAAACAACUACGGAAAUGCAGGCUAUAAUGGCCCAACAAACGGACCAUAUGGAAAUGCUGGAUAUAAUGGAGCAAACGGACCAUAUGGAAAUAAUUCGGUGCAUCAAGGUCAACCACAUACCGAUCAAAAUGGAGUACCAAUUCUUCACUAUGGAAACGGUGGCUACAAUGGGCCACAGGCUCAAUACGGAAACGCGGGACAGAAUCAGCCAUCCGGUCCAUUUGGUGGAGCUGGUUACACCGGACCAACUGCUGGUACUGGGUUCGGUAAUGCUGGAUACACCCCUUCGCCACCUGCCGGUGUUCCAGGAAAUGGAUUUGUUCCUGGAGGAGUUGAUGUGCAUGAUGAUCACCACCACGAUGGACACCAUAAGAAACACGGAAGGAAGGAGCAUGAUCAUCAUCAUGGGCAUCAUCACGGUCACCACCAUAAGCAUUAA
Messenger RNA from Caenorhabditis elegans, 444 nucleotides. RefSeq lists its product as uncharacterized. The coding region runs from base 1 to 444 and encodes 147 amino acids. Lineage: Eukaryota; Metazoa; Nematoda; Chromadorea; Rhabditida; Rhabditidae. The record is from RefSeq and is marked reviewed. The transcript has a single exon.